ACAAAAGAUGAAACAUUGAUCAGAUCUUUCCCGGUUCUCUCUCGUUCACUGCGACAGCAUACCAUAAUCCGCUACUCUCUUUCCCCUUGGUUUCAAACCAAAGUCUCAAAACCCAUGUUUCAUCCUCGUCAUUACACAACAUGUCUGCUUCUUCUUCUCUUCCUUCUCGUACUUUCCGACUUUUCCAUGUCCCAAUCACAAUCCCCUUGGGCGUCCAAGAAAAAACGCAUGAAAGAGAAAGUUCGCAAUAUGUUUUACCACGCGUAUGACAACUAUAUGACAUAUGCAUUUCCGCAUGACGAGCUUAAACCUAUCUCUAAAACUUUCACCAACUCCCUGAGUGAGCUGGGAAAUUUGAAGCUUGAACACUUGCCUCAAGACUAUAAUGGCUCUGCGCUUACACUUAUUGAAUCGCUGUCUAGCCUUGUUAUUAUGGGAAAUAACACUGAAUUUGAGAGGGCAGUGCUUUGGCUUUCAGAAAAUCUUACAUUUGAUGUUGAUGCACGCAUAAAUCUUUUUGAGGUAAAUAUUUCGACUUGGUUGAAAUUCUUGAGUCCAGAGUUUUGUGUGACAUGA
Messenger RNA from Vigna umbellata (rice bean), 576 nucleotides. Lineage: Eukaryota; Viridiplantae; Streptophyta; Magnoliopsida; Fabales; Fabaceae. The record is from RefSeq and is a predicted model, not a curated record.